GUUAAGGUACUCCAAAAGAAAAACACACACUACCCUGCAUCGCUAUUAUUUUAAUCCAAAAUCUACCAACAUGGAUGAUACACUAUAUUGCGAUCUUCCUUCACUAGAAUCUGUUCAAAACUAUAUGCUUGACCUAGAAAACGAUUCCAACAAUCUCUCCAUUGUUUCCAACAACGAAAUCUACCACUCUCCAACGUAUGAUCCAUUCCUAAGCCCCACAUUAGGUAUGGAAGGUGUCCACGACGUUCACGCAUGUGAACGACCUGUGGACACACUUGAAGUUCACACGCCACCGGUGUGUAAGCAUUACCGGGGCGUGAGGCAGAGGCCAUGGGGAACAUUCGCAGCAGAGAUAUGGGACUCAAAGAAAACUGGUGGAAGAGUUUGGCUUGGGACUUAUAAAAUUGAAGAAGAAGCAGCUUUAGCAUAUGAUAAAGCUGCUUUUAAGAUGCAUGGUAGGAAAGCCAAGUUAAAUUUUCCUCAUCUUAUUGAUACUCACACAUCUUUGGAGCCGGUGAGAAUUAGAAAGGCUUCGAAGCCAGACUCCUCAAAGCCUUGUUCCUCAUUUUCAUCGGCUCCAAAGAGGCAAGGGUCAAAGAAGAGGAAGAACACGGCUGAUUUGUUGAACAGGUUGGCUACCAGCAGAAGCCAAGUGCAAGUGUUUGAAAUGGGUUCACAUGCAAAUGAUGCUGACGUCAAUGGAGGAAUCAAUUGAAUGUGGUCUCGUGGUGUAAAGGUGCCCACAGUUUUCUGCUAUGUUGUUUGGUCUUCUAAACAAAAAUAAUCGUAGUGAUU
Molecule: messenger RNA, 795 nt
Organism: Cajanus cajan (pigeon pea)
Lineage: Eukaryota; Viridiplantae; Streptophyta; Magnoliopsida; Fabales; Fabaceae
Product: ethylene-responsive transcription factor ERF105
Biological process (GO): ethylene-activated signaling pathway; regulation of DNA-templated transcription
Molecular function (GO): DNA-binding transcription factor activity; DNA binding
Source: RefSeq, a predicted model, not a curated record